AUGAAAUCUCUUCGCCGCAACCUGAAAUCUUUGCAGAAACCAUUUGUCAAUGGAUCCAGUACCUUAUCCCCGAGUGCCACGCUCAUUCAUGAGGACGGAGAUAGGGAGCAUGUGGAUGAGCAUGGUGACCCAGACGGUGGAGACGACGACGACUGGAAAGGCCCAAUUGGAUUGAAUCUUCUCCAUGAACCUGAGAACCCUCGUGUUGAUCUUAUUUUCGUUCACGGCCUCGGUGGUGGCUCGAGGAAGACUUGGAGCCUGACAAAGGAAAUGAAGCAUUUUUGGCCGAAGAGUUGGCUUCCGGAGGACUCGGCAUUCGAGAAUGUACGCAUAUACAGUUUUGGCUACAGUUCCGACUGGCACAAGGGCAAAGACAGUGCAAUGAACAUCUACGACUAUGGCUUGUCGUUACUCACGGCCAUGGAGCUACGUCCAGGCUUUGGUGCGGAUGAUGCGUACAUGCUUGCAAGGCUGAAUCCACAGUAUGACGAUAUAGCUAAACGAAUUUCCACCUUUUAUUUCAUUGCCACUCCGCAUUUGGGCUCGGACUCGGCUGAACUUUUGACAAAAAUCUUCCACGCUGCAUACGGUUCGCGCUCUUAUGUCUCAGACCUCGAAAGGGGUUCUUCGACAAUUAGGGAUAUCAAUGGCCAAUUUCGUCUUUACGCAGGCGAUCUAAAGUUAUGGUCAUUCUACGAAACUCUGCCCCUUACCGUAGGAUUUCUCAGCAAGAUUAUUGUAAGACAGGAUUUCGCCGUGCUCGGGUACGGAUCGGAGAAACAAAUCCCCAUGACUGCUGAUCACCGGUCAAUAUGCAAAUUCAACUCGGUGGCCGAUCCAAAUUACAGGAACAUUCGAGAUGCUCUCGCAUUGACAGUUCGAGAACUCACUGGAUCAGGCCAGCGGUUAAAAGCAAAACGAAAGUACGAACAAAUGAAGACUUUGAGGGAAUACUUGGGAGUGGCUUCAACACCAAAAGAAGAUCUAACUAUUGUUCAAGAAGCUCGUCUAUCUGGGACUUGUGAAUGGCUUUCCAGUACGGCUAGCUACAUUCAGUGGAGAAAUAAUCCCAGCAGCGGCCCAGCCAUUUUUUGGCUUGGUGGAAAUCCAGGGGCUGGCAAAUCCGUUCUGGCGGGCUAUGCAAUCGAAAUGCUAGAAGCGAUGGGUGCGGAGGUCAGCUACUUUUUCUUCAAGUUCGGAGACGAAUCGAAGUCGAAGCUGAAUACCUGCCUUCGGUCCAUUGCUUUCCAAAUGGCGAGCAGGAAUGAAAGUUUGAAGGAGUUGCUGCUAAGCAUGCAUUCCGAUGGCAUAGAAUUUGAUAAAGGCGAUGAGCGUACCAUAUGGAGGAAGAUAUUCCUAUCCGGAAUAUUCCAUACCCCCAUCCCACCUCAGUAUUGGGUAAUUGAUGCCCUUGACGAGUGUACCGACUUUGUUUCUUUUUUCGGUCCAAUGCUGGCUAAAUUGGAUAAUUCAAUACCGAUCCAUAUCCUUAUUACAAGUCGACCAACUGCUAUUCUUCAGCAACAGUUCUAUAGUCUUGGGACUGGGCGCGUUGUCUGCGAACAAAUUUCGGCAGCGGAUACACUCCAUGAUGUCAGGAUAUUUGUUGAGGAAAAGUCCAUGUUGCUUGACGUAGAACCGAAUUAUCGGGAUUCCCUGGUAGAACGGAUCUUAGCAAAAUCCAACGAUAGCUUCUUAUGGACGGCAAUAGUUCUCAGUGAGCUCCUGAACGUGCAUGGCCAGGAAGACAUCAACCGUGUGUUGGAAGAGGUGCCACAAGAUAUGGAACCGUUGUAUUCCAGAAUACUCGAAACAAUGUCACGGGCAAAGCAUGGAAAGCAGCUAACCCAAGCGAUUCUAGCUUGGUCAAUUUGCGCUCAGCGGCCCUUAACUGUACCGGAGCUUGAGUCUGCGCUGAAUCUUGAUCUUAGUGAUACCUUUCUACACUUCAGAAGGAGUAUCAAAGAUACCUGUGGCCAGCUUGUGAGCAUCGAUGGAUUUGGGAGGGUCCAAAUAGUGCAUGCGACAGCCCGGGAAUUCCUCGUGAAGAAUGGUUUGCAGUCUGAGUUUGCCAUCAAUGUGGAGGAAACGCACACUCGGAUCGCUAAAACCUGUCUCCUCUACCUUACGGGCCCAGAGAUGGAACCUCCUCCUCCCCGCAUGCGCACUUCAGCUUCCUUGACGCGGAAAAUUAGAUCUGAAUUCGCUGUUUAUGCCAUUCACUCAUUUUCGGACCAUCUGGCUUAUUCAAGCCCGACUGCAGAUGACGUUCUUGACCUUCUGGACGCCUUCCUGAGUAAGAAUAUACUCUCCUGGAUUCAGGUUGUUGCCGAGAACCAGGACCUCACGCCGAUGUUCAAUGUCUCCAAGAACCUUAGCACGUAUCUUGAUAACCUUUUACGUGCUCGACCUUUGGGAGAAAGUAGAAAGCAGGCUAUUUGGGGCUGGUCGAAAGAUCUCAUCCGGAUCCCAACGAAAUUUGGCGACGCUAUGUUGAGCUCACCAGCCGCGGUGCAUCAGGUAGUCUUUCCAUUUUGUCCGACUGAAUCCGCCGCGUUCAGGGCAGUGAUCAGCGACAAAGAUGCCUUGAGUCGGGGAAAUCUGAGCACCACUGAGCGAUUAAAGACUUAUCAGUUCGAAGCCCGUGGAACUUUUUGGAAACGGAUGGUUGGUUUCUUCUUAGCUGUAUUACAGUAUUCAGUAGCCGUCCUAAGCUGGCCGGCUUGGAUAUACGAUAUUGUAUUCCAAUCCCACCCCAAAGAAUCGAAGGUGGACCAAUCAACAGCCACUAGAAACAAUAUGCUCUCGAUCGUUGGAUAUUCGAACACUAGGUGGGAUGAGCUAUUCUGUUGCAUUAAAUUCAUAGGCAAAUUAAGAGCGACGGUGAUAGGGCACGGAGACGAGCAUUUCGCAAUUGGCUUUAAUUUAGGGUUAAUCAUACUCUACGAAGCAGCUACUUACCAGCAGUACAGAACUCUUGAUCAUGGCCUGAAAUCUCUAAAGAAUCUGGUAUUUCAACGGGGAACAGAUCUAAUGGCAUCGCACUCGUGUUCGCUGUGGGACUGCGGCACGGUCAGGGUUUGGAAUAUUCGCAGUGGGGAAAUUAUCCAUCAAUUUGAAUUCAUUGAGGUUCUCUUCUGGCUCAGCUUCUACAAGAAUUCUCUUUUAGUCGUUUGGCGCAGUGGGGAUUGUGUUUCAUCUUGGAGCUUGACGGAUGGAUCCUCCCAGCCUGAUCGGCCGUUCGAUCAACUUAAAAGAGAAGCUGUGGGUAGGAAGCGAGGGGGUGUUUCGUGCAUGUCAAUGUCGCCUGAUAGGAAAACAUUGGCCAUCGCUUACCACAGGGCUGCAGGUGACAAAAAAAGUUGGCCCAUUACGCUGUGGGACCUCGAAGACGAUACAAACAUUGGGAAUUGUGGGAAAGAGAGUGAUGAAAUGGAUGUCCAAUGUCUUCUUUUCAACCCGGAUCCCAACUGUGAGCUGCUCGCAGUUCAUUACAAUUCACAACCGGAUGGAGAGCUCAUUAUUCUCAAACCCAUUACCAAUAAAAUCCUUGAAAUGGUACCCGCAGGGACGGGCGUCAAAUGCCUCUCCUCUAGCCCCGAUGGCCAUAUACUUUUGCGUGCAUGUAGCGAUCGCCAUAUCGUCGUUUAUGAAUUCAAGACCCUAAACGUUUUAUACUUCAUUAAGACGGGAUGCUUUGACUAUAGUUCCGUCAGCUUCGGAAAUGAUAAUUUUUAUUUUUUCGAAUGCAAUGAACUCUACUGUAAUGUGUGGGAACCGGCAGUGCUGCGCCAGAAACGACAACCAGGCGUUGCCUGGACCAAGCCCAGUGUAGAGUCCGCGGUGGCUAAUGGACUUCUUUCGAUUUGUUCCAUGACCAUCGAUCCAUCUGGAAAAUUUGCAUUUUGCGGCACCAACGACGCCUCCGUUCUCCAAUACGAGCUAGAAACUGGAAGUCUGGUGUGCCCGUUCUACAAGCUCGGUGAAAACAUUGUCCAUGCUGUUGGCUGGUGGCCAAAGGGCGAGGUCCUUAUAGCUUUCCAUACAAAGGAUUAUAAAAACGGCUGGUUAACGUCUACCAAAUUGAAGAAGACUGCACACUGGGAAAAGGAAGGCUGGGAAGCUGAAAGGAAAGGGGGCUUCUUGGUUAAGCUCCCUCAUGACGAAUUUGGUAGUUGUCAACUUUUAAUCAGCCCGGACGACGGAAAAUGCUUGUUUGCAACCACAAAAAGAUCCUAUCUCGUAUCUGUUGACGGGAAAAUACAGUUUGCCAAAGAAUUGAGUGAGAUACGAUGGGUUCAACAUCCGUCCUCACCAGCUCAUAUAAUUGGCGUAGAAGGAGUCAGCGGUGGAAGGAGCAUUAUUAGUAUCUACAGCUGGAGUGACUUGACACCCCAAGCCUACGUUUCCUUUGACACUGACCUCCGCCCCUCCGCAACCUCACCUACGGACUUCUAUGGCAUUUGUGGGAACCAAAUGGUUGUCCACUUGAGAAACGCCGGUGUGAAUAAUUUGCAACACGCUUAUUGUUUCGACUGGCCGUUUCUAAAGGCCGAAAGCGGCUCGAACAAUGAUAUUAUGCCUCGAAUGGCGCCCAUUGCUUUAUUAGAAACAAUCCACCUCGUGCUCGGGAUUUGGGAAUCAAGGCUCGUCUUCUGCAAUAAGGAUGGAUGGGUCUGCUCUUUUCCGUUAGAAAACAUUCACGGCACCUACCAACGCCAUUUUUUCAUUCCCAGGGAUUGGAUUAACGAGGGUCACGCUCUUUAUGCUGUCACAGCGGUGGGUGAUAUUGUAUUAUGUCGGGAAAUUGAACUUGCUAUUGUCAAACGUGGACUAGAAUAUGUAGACAGGCAUGAAAAUGUGGUUGAGGCUCUCGAUAUGAAGCCGUCUUCGGUUUCUGUCAACACUCUAGUCGAGAAAGAAACUGACAACAUGGCUUUUGUGGCUAUACGGCUACCAUAG
Messenger RNA from Histoplasma capsulatum G186AR, 4962 nucleotides. Its product is annotated as NACHT and WD domain-containing protein. Gene Ontology annotation, molecular function: protein binding. The coding region runs from base 1 to 4962 and encodes 1653 amino acids. Lineage: Eukaryota; Fungi; Ascomycota; Eurotiomycetes; Onygenales; Ajellomycetaceae. The transcript is spliced from 3 exons. The record is from RefSeq and is a predicted model, not a curated record.